Dioscorea cayenensis subsp. rotundata (Guinea yam) is the source of this 534-nucleotide messenger RNA. RefSeq lists its product as uncharacterized. The record is from RefSeq and is a predicted model, not a curated record. The coding region runs from base 1 to 534 and encodes 177 amino acids. NCBI's taxonomy places the organism in Eukaryota, Viridiplantae, Streptophyta, Magnoliopsida, Dioscoreales, Dioscoreaceae. The transcript has a single exon.
AUGGCUUCUUCAAAUGAGAAGACUAUUUCAUCAUCAAGUGGAAAAAGUGAUCCAUGUUGGAAAUAUGUUCAAUGCAUUAAUCCAAACAAUAAGAAUGAUUUGAAAUGCAACUUUUGCGAUAAAGUUACAAAAGGUGGAAUAUUUAGAGCUAAACAACAUAUUGUGGGAGGUUUUAGAAAUACAACCAUUUGCCAAAGAUGCCCACCACCUAUGCGAGAAGAGAUUCAAUCUUUUAUGAUAAAUAAGGUUAAUGCAAGCAAGAUGUUUGAAGGUAAUUUUCCGGAUAAUAUUAUUGAAGUAGAUGCUUUUGGCGGUGAUGAAGAAGAUGAAGAUGAAAAAACCAUUAUGAUGAGCUCGCACCAAGGAAGUAGUAAAAAUUUGAAUGCAAAGAAACGACAACGACAAAAGGGACCAAUAGAUUUAUACUUCACACAAAAUGCUGAAAAUUCAAGAAAAAAGGAAAGAAAUCUAAAGCAAACAACAAUCAAUGAUACUUGCAAGAAGGAGUUGCGGGAAGAGCAUGUAGAGAAAUAG